Coccinella septempunctata (seven-spotted ladybird) is the source of this 972-nucleotide messenger RNA. Its product is annotated as histone H1B-like. The coding region runs from base 1 to 972 and encodes 323 amino acids. Gene Ontology annotation, molecular function: DNA binding. Gene Ontology annotation, cellular component: nucleosome. Gene Ontology annotation, biological process: nucleosome assembly. The record is from RefSeq and is a predicted model, not a curated record. Lineage: Eukaryota; Metazoa; Arthropoda; Insecta; Coleoptera; Coccinellidae. The transcript is spliced from 3 exons.
AUGACAUUUUCAACAUCCGAGUCUGAAAUGCAACAGGCAACUACGCCCGCCACUGCUGUUGGUAAGACGCUAAACAAAGCUGAGAAAAAAACCUCAGCAAGGUCAAAACAUGUCAAACCCAGCCAUCCCCCAACUUCCGAUAUGGUCGAUUAUGAAAGACUUGCACCGUUCAUAAGAAAAUAUCUUAAGACCGCUGUACAGUCCGGUUCCUUGAUUCAGACCAAAGGAAAAGGAGCGUCUGGUUCUUUCAAAUUGGCCGCUGGCGGUUCUACAACAAACGCGUCGAAGAAAGUUGCGAAAAAAUUGGUCAAGUCGGCCGAUGGAGCAAAUAAGAAUGCAUCACCUACAAUGGCAGCCGACAAGAAGAACACAUCACCUGCCAGGUCUACAUCUACAGUGAGUAGGUCGAAAAAGAGAGCGGCAAUUGCGAAAGAAAAGAAGUCAAAAUUAACGAAAUCUCCCUCGAAAGCUAAGAAGGCAAACAAAUCGCCGACGAAGAAGCCCAAAGCACCGAAACCAAAAACGGUCAAAUCAGUAACGGCUCCGAAGAAAGUAACGUCUCCCAAAAAGAAAAAAAGAAACACCGCUGUACAGUCCGGUUCCUUGAUUCAGACCAAAGGAAAAGGAGCGUCUGGUUCUUUCAAAUUGGCCGCUGGCGGUUCUACAACAAACGCGUCGAAGAAAGUUGCGAAAAAAUUGGUCAAGUCGGCCGAUGGAGCAAAUAAGAAUGCAUCACCUACAAUGGCAGCCGACAAGAAGAACACAUCACCUGCCAGGUCUACAUCUACAGUGAGUAGGUCGAAAAAGAGAGCGGCAAUUGCGAAAGAAAAGAAGUCAAAAUUAACGAAAUCUCCCUCGAUAGCUAAGAAGGCAAACAAAUCGCCGACGAAGAAGCCCAAAGCACCGAAACCAAAAACGGUCAAAUCAGUAACGGCUCCGAAGAAAGUAACGUCUCCCAAAAAGAAAAAGUGA